UAAGUCUCUAAAUUCAAAUUAGUCCAAACAUAAACAUCUCAAAGCAACUAGAUUCCAUAACCGGAUCAAGUAAUCGCAUAUAAAUCGGUCGUUUGAGCAGGUUGGAUGGGAUUACUCAGCACUCAGCAGAGUGCAAACUGCGAAAUUCGGAUCAAAUAAAAAAGCAGAACAAAAAUUGUAUUUUCAACUUUACCCUUCUUCCGAUCAAUUUCUUUGCGCAAAUUCAAAGAUUUGUCAUUUAUACGGAACAUUUUUUGCUUUUCUUUCUUGGGUUUAUGGGGAAAUCACUUCCACAUCCAACAAAGCUCAAAACUUUUGCGAAUUUUAUCGGCUCAGACAGCUUCCCCCGCCGCCGCGCCGCCCAGGCCAAACCCGGGUAUAAACCCCGCCCACUGCCGCCCGCCGGGGAACCAAAGCUCAAGGGGCAGAUCAGAGUCAUAGAAGCAUCAUCUUCGGAGCGGCGGCUGGGGAGGUAUAAGAUGGAGGAGAGUGCUGUUUCCACUUCCUCGUCGGAGCACCGCCGGGUACCGCUGGCCGACGUGGUGACUGACUGCGUUAGACGGUGGUUCCAGGACACCCUCAAGGAGGCCAAGUCCGGCGAUAUCUCCAUGCAGGUCCUUGUGGGUCAGAUGUACUGUAGUGGGUAUGGCGUACCCGUAGAUGCCGAGAAGGGAAGAGCAUGGAUAAGCCGGGCAUCAAGAACGCGUUCUUCAGCAUGGAAAGUCAGUGAUAAACGCCCAGGAUAUAACAUUAGUGAUUCAGAUUCUGAUGAUAAUGCUGUCGAAGCUAAAUGAGAGCAGCAAUGCCUGAUCUUGGGAAAUUCAAACAAGAAAUUUCAUUUGCAUUUCAUGCACCACCAUCUGCAGUCCCGUUCAUUGGCAAACUAGUGUUAUCUAUCACCCUGAGCUCCUCGGGCUGUCGCUUGAUUUGUUUGUAUUGCCUCUUGUUUUCGUUUACAUAAUCCAUAUCAUCAUUAUAUCUGAAAUUUCUCUGUUUUUACAUUUCAAUUUGGUGGUUUAUGUUUGUUGUUGAUGAAUUUAUAUUAUAUUUUCUGGCCAAAAGAUUUUUUUUUUGUAUUGUUCAUCGCCGCCUAUUCCUUAAACGU
Molecule: messenger RNA, 1105 nt
Organism: Cuscuta epithymum
Lineage: Eukaryota; Viridiplantae; Streptophyta; Magnoliopsida; Solanales; Convolvulaceae
Source: the annotation of a GenBank genome assembly